Molecule: messenger RNA, 2426 nt
Organism: Drosophila albomicans
Lineage: Eukaryota; Metazoa; Arthropoda; Insecta; Diptera; Drosophilidae
Gene: MCU
Product: calcium uniporter protein, mitochondrial
Exons: 8
Coding region: 416-1822 (468 amino acids)
Biological process (GO): mitochondrial calcium ion homeostasis; calcium import into the mitochondrion
Cellular component (GO): mitochondrial inner membrane; uniplex complex
Molecular function (GO): uniporter activity; calcium channel activity
Source: RefSeq, a predicted model, not a curated record
CAAUGCCAAAUAUAAAUUGUAGUUGUUUUUUCCUCAAAUUGUAAUUGUCUUGCUGUCAAAAUUGCCAAAUUCUUUAUUUCAAAGAAUAAUUUCUCUUCCCUCGCAAAAUUAUGGUAAACUUAGUCUUUCAUUUUUAUACGCUGAGUAAUUAGUUAAACAUAAGCGACAACAACAAGAACAUUGAAUACAAGCACAGUGAAGCGAACCCAAAAGGCGAUAGAGAGAGAGGGAGAGAGGACAUUACUCAUUGCCCAUUGGUCAUUCAUCCUUCUUUCGAUUGUUCGCAGUGUGCGUGUUGCGAGUGCGUGUGUGCGUCUGUUGCUUCAAGCACAAACAUUGUUGUUAUUUCUCCACUGUGAUCUUGCAAAGCAAGCGUUCUCUCUCUAUCCGUCGCCCCCCUCCCAGCCACCACAGCAUGUCUAGGCGCGGUGCCGUAAUACUGAGCACAGUGAGUCUGCUCCUGCGUCGCGCACCCGCGAGUCGCUUCAGGCAUGGAGGACUGCGACUAACGCCGCCGGUCACGACAUCUUUUGCACUGAUGCACAGAAAUUUCUCAUCGUCAUCGCAGUCGGAUGAUGAGGGGAAAAAGCAGGAGAAGCACAAAAAGGGAACGUCGCCGUCAUCGCUGAGUGGCGACGAUGAGGAUUUGAAGCGCCUCAAUCUCAGCGAUUUGAGGGCGCGUCUGCGUGCCCGCGGACUUAGCGCAACGGGCAGAAAGCAAACUCUAAUUGAACGCUUAGAGACAACAACAACAGCAACAACGACGACGGCAGCAACACCAGUUACAACAACAAGCACAACAACAAGCUCCAAUUUGUCGCCGACUUGCCCCGGGGAGGAAACAACGCAACAGCAGCAGCUCGUAAAUUGUGUUGCCAGUGAUGCGGAGGCAGCAACUGACACUGGCAACGAGUCGACAAAUGAUGAUGUUUUACUGGAGUAUGUGAAUGGCAUGCCCCAAUUGACAAUUCGCCUGCCCAGUCGAAAUGAGCUAUGCCAGUUUGCCCUCAAGCCCAUCUCCCACACCGUGGGCCAUCUUUUGGCCAUGCUAAGAGAGGAGGAUCGCGGUAUCGAUCGGGCUGCCAUCAUCAACAAACAUGGCGUGCGUAUUGCCUCCUCCUGCACCAUUGAGAGACUGCUGGAUGAUGAGUUUAGCAUACAAAUCAACAAUCGGACACUUGACGUACAGCCACCGCAACGUGAGAAGAUCACCAUGGAGACGGUUGAUAAAAUGAGCGAUGUGCGCAAGAUCAUAGGACAACUCUACGAGGCUUUCAAUGUGGGUGAAUAUCAGCUGGAAAAGAGCAAUCAAUUGGCCAAGGAACUGGAGAGUCUACGCUAUGAACUAGAGCCACUUGAGGAGAAAAAAAUGGAGCUUGCCAAGCGGGCUGAGCGUCGCACAAACAUGAUGACUUGGAUGGGUCUGGGUCUGAUGUCUGUCCAAUUUGGCAUUUUGGCGCGUCUGACUUGGUGGGAAUACUCUUGGGAUAUUAUGGAACCUGUGACCUAUUUCGUCACCUAUGGCACCACAAUGGCCAUGUAUGCCUACUAUUGUGUAACCAAGCGCGAAUACAUCAUGGAGAAUGUGUAUAAUCGUGAGUACACUCUGAGCAUUUAUCGGAAUGCCAAAAAGCAGCAGUUCGAUGUGGAGAACUAUAAUCGUCUGAAGCGCCGAACUGCAGAAUUGGAGUACAAUCUGAGACGCCUCAAUGAUCCUAUCAACAUGGAACUGCCGGCCCAUUUGGUGCGCACCCAAUUGGACACACCACCCACCGAUGAGAGCAACUCGUCGUCGGUGAAGAGCCAAGUGAAAAGUACUUAAGAUCCCCUUUCUUCUAGACCGCGCGUAGCAGACAGUUAUGCGACUACACGUAAAGGGUAGAACAAGAGAAAUGAUGUAAGCAUAUAGCCGCCUAUUAUAUGGAAAAUGAAACUCAAAUCUACAUUUAAACACUCGCGCUCUCGCUCGCCCUAUCAAUCAACCAAUCAAUCAGUCAGUCAAUCAGUGAAUGCAACCAUUAACUUUUCGCUGAGCCUAUGUUUAUCGCACAAAAAAGUACAGUGAUCAAAAUUGUAGUCAACUUUUUCAUAGUUUGUAUUGAUAGUCAUGUCGAUAAAUGAAUCUAAAUAUGUUUUGCCAAUAACUGUGUGUGCGUUUACUUUAUGGUACUGCAAUCCUUUUUUGUUUAACCGAAUGUUUAGUUAUAUACUAUUUUAUGUUUAAUAUGUAUUCCUAAUCGGCACAAUCAACAAUUGACGACGCACUUGGAUUGCCGACACGGGUAUUUGCUUAAUUAUUAUUUUAUUAUUAUCAUUAUUAUUUAGUUAUUUAUUUAGUCAAAAAUAUUUGUUUGUAAAAGCUCAAAAACUCAUUUUGUGUGUUACGUGCAAAGUUCUAGUGAAAUAUAUGAAUUAUUUAUUGAUGA